Messenger RNA from Prinia subflava (tawny-flanked prinia), 3869 nucleotides. RefSeq names its product beta-1,3-galactosyltransferase 9 (gene B3GALT9). Gene Ontology annotation, cellular component: Golgi membrane. The record is from RefSeq and is a predicted model, not a curated record. NCBI's taxonomy places the organism in Eukaryota, Metazoa, Chordata, Aves, Passeriformes, Cisticolidae. Gene Ontology annotation, molecular function: hexosyltransferase activity. Bases 968 to 2122 code for a protein of 384 amino acids. The transcript has a single exon.
ACACUGAGCUGGGACAUGGCCCCACACACUGGGACACGGCCCCAUGUGCUGCAGCCAGCCUGGCCCAGCAGCACCCACAGCCUCCGGGUGCCCUCCACCACCCCUCACAAGGCAAACCCACAAGUUCACGCCCCAAAGCUGCAGCUCAGGAGAUGCAGAGUGCUCACAACUGCUCCACACUGGGGAGCGACACCAGAAUGGCACAGCUGUGAAAAACACAGCCCCAGGGCCAGCAGCAAACUGGCAGAGCAAGGACAGACUCAACAGCACCAGGGAUGCCUUUUGACCAAAUGAGCCCCAGCAUUUGCUUCACUUAUUUCUCAGAGUGCCAGAAAUUAAUGAAGGGAAAAGCUGGGGUUUUGUUUGCUUCAUGCUUUAUGUGGCUGCAACACGAUCAGCCCCGGGGAUCGUCUUUCCUCCGCCCAGGCAGGUGAGGUGGAAGCCACAGGCUGCAGGAGCUGGGCAGUAACUGGAUCCUGCAGACCCACAUCGAGCCACAGCCGGGAGAAGCUGCCCAGAGAGCCCCUGCUGCAGGGACAGCUCCCAGCACCAUGCAGGUAAGUGCUGCAGCCUCUUACAGCUGCCACAGCAUUGGGGGUGGAAGGGGCCUUAAAGAUCAUCUCAUUCUAUCCCCUUCCACUUCCUCAUGUUGCUCCAGGACCCAUCCAACCCAGCCUUUCCCUCUGGAUUCUAACCUGACAGCUUUUAUAGGGCAGUACCAAGUACCAAAAGUUCCCCUUCAAGGACAUAUUGAGGGGCACCUCAGGCCUACAGUAACAGGUUAAAAAUAAUCAAAAAUUACUCAUAGCACAGAAAGCAGCUUUCAAUAUGGUAAUACCCUUCUCAGUUUGAGAUCUCACCAUGCCACAAGCAGAUCCCUUAAGUUUCUGGGAGAAUAAGAGCCUCACUAAUAACACAAAGACCACGGUGCAGAAGUCGUGAUUGCUUUGCAUGGAUAUGUUGUAAAAUGAGGGAAAGCUGUUGUGAGAGGGAAUUCAGUGUGCACGUUCCUGUUCCCCAGCUGACGCUCUGCAGGCUCCGCACACACCAGUGGUGCUUCAUCCUCUUCAACGUCCUGCUUUUCCACGUGCUGCUCUUCGGGGCAGAUUUACUGGAGCAGUACUUCCUGCGCUCCCUGCCGCUCUCCUACACCGACGCCAGGGCUCUGGAGAUCAGGGAGAGGGCCAGGAGGCUGGAGCUGGACCCUCUGAGGGCCAACCUCUCCUCCAGCAGCAGCAGCGUGGCAGCUUGCUCCGAUGGAGAGGUGUUUCUGCUCAUUGUUGUCUGCAGCAGCCCGGAGAGCAGGACACGGCGCGACGCCAUCCGGCAGAGCUGGGGCAACGCGACAGGCUCCGGGGGCUACACUGUGCUCACUCUGUUUGCUGUGGGAAAGGCAGCCUCGGCAAGCACCCAGCUGCAGCUCAGUGAGGAGGCUCAAAAGCACCGGGACAUCAUUGAAGGUGAAUUCAUCGACUCCCCCCAGACGCAGACACAGAAGAUGCUGAUGAGCGUGGAGUGGACGGUGGCGUUCUGUCCCCAUGCUAGAUACAUCCUCCACACGGCCCAGGAUGUGUUUGUGGGGGUUCCCAGCCUGGCUGGGUACCUGCUGAGCCUGACCCAGCUGGAGGACGUCUACCUCGGGCACGUGGUUCACCACGGCGUGCCCGACAGGGACCCCCGCAGCCCCGGCUUCGUCCCCGUCCAUCGCUACCCCGAGCGCUUCUACCCCGAUUUCUGCCACGGCAGCGCCUUCCUCCUGUCCCAGGACGUGGCACGGAAGGUUCUGGUGGCCGCCAGGGAGGUGCCCCUGGCGGUGCCCCCUGCUGCCUUCGUGGGGAUCUGUGCCCACAGAGCCGGCGUCACCGCCAGGCACAGCUCCCGCUUCGCCGGGGACAAGCGCGUCAGCUACAACCGCUGCUGCUAUAAAUUCAUUUUCACCUCUGCCCACGUGGGAGAGGACGAGCUGCUCAGAGACUGGAAGGAAACGAGCCAGGGGGAAGAUUGCUCCUUACUGGAAACCUACUACAGCCUGGUGUCCUGCAAGGUUCUGACCUACAUUGAUAAGUUCAAGGAGUUCAGCUUGGAUAGGAUAAAAAAUGAGCUCCUGCAUUUUGUCAAUUAAUGCUUAACUUCUGCAAAACGAGGCUGGAUUUCUUUUCAUCGGCUGUGUUAUCCUGUUAAUGUUCAGUAUAAAGGAUGCCCUCCCAAAGUUUGCUCUUUUCCCUUCAGCAGCAAAUGAAUUCUCACUGUUACAGAGAGAACUGGAUGUGCUCUGCCUCUCCAAGUACCUGCAAGUGCAUGCAUGGAAGGAAAAAUGAGUAUUCCAACAGACUUUGUCUAUAUCCAGGGUUUUUCAGACUUCUGAAACUCCUUUUUUCUGUAAGUGAGGCAUCACCUACUUCCAAAGAAUGCUGUAACAAAGGGGAGGCUUUCCAUGCACAAAAGGAGCUGCCUCUGAGCAGGCUGGCUCACGGAGACACAGUGCAGCUCCAGCAGGAACAGACACGGAGCCACCCUGGAAACUCCUCAGGAAAUGCUGUUUGUUAACAGCCACCAAAUGACAAGGUUUGCUCUGGUGUUUUUUGGUUCAGCACGUUACCUCUGUUCUCCAGCAUUCCAUUUUGUGUUUUUGCUCAAUUACCUCUGCCUGUUACUUUAAGGGGGGAUGACAAAACCAACACACUUCAAUUUUGUCAUUUAUAUCAGAUACAGCAGCAGCAUGUCAUCCAUAUGGCACUGUACAGCAUGGGCAGGGAGCUGCGUCUGAGUAAUCAGGGGAAAGUGAUCAAUUAAUCAAUCAACGCUGAGCUCAAAACUCAACAAAAUAAAGCAUAUGUGUAUACAUUAAAAAAAUUCCCCUUGCUUGGCAUCUCUGCACGUUGUAAAAUAUUGUCUUUGGCAAAUGUACCAUGCAAAGCAGAUGCUAAAUACUCAGCACACAGAGUAGCCUUCAGAAGCAGCAGCUGAAAACACACAUGGAAGAGGCUCAUGAAUUGCAGAACAGGUUUAUAUAUUGAUUUCUUCCACUGACAUUUCAGCAUAUGGCUUGUACAGAGCCACCAGCACACAAAGCCACCUAAAACAACAGAACUGCCCAGAACAAGAGCAAGCUAAGGACUUCCACACUCUUAAUUUCCUUUUUGGUGCUUUGAUGUGUUUGCUGGAUUCAUGAAGCUCCUGUGCUCUCUCCAGUCAUGAGACACUGCAGCACAUUUCUCACUGGCAGACGUUUAUUGGGCACAUUUAGGAUGAAAGCAGCAGCACUGGGAUGUAGGAUGACAGCUCGGGGACACCUUGGGUUGUGAAAAACAAGGCACCUCACCUGCACUUAGCAAGCAUGAAGGGAUCUCCCCCAGCUCCUCUGAGCCCUCCUGGGCAGCGUUUUUUGGGAGCUGCACCUCCACAGCAAAAGCAGAGAUCCUGCAGGGCUGAAUCCUCCUGCUCCCCUGGCAGCACUGCCCAGAGCCACCCCUGGCUGACACACCACUGAAAUAAGCCCCAAAGCAGUGAUUUCAUGUUUUAUUCUGCUCCCUCUCAAUAAAAGGAGUGCAAUCUUUGAUGUGAAGUGCCCUGUGGUCUCUGUUUAUGGACAAAGACAGGUCACAUGUCACUAAGUGCCCAGCCUCUCCUGAUUCUCUCCAACAGUCCUGACAUCUUCAAAAGAAGAUUCCAGCUUCCUAAAAUGCCACAUUUCCUGUUCGUUCACUCCCUUCAACACAAGAGCUCCAUGUUCUUACCCCUUUUAGUCUAACUCAGGUAACUAAAAUAACACCUUUCUUUAAAUAACACUUAAAAAUUUGUAUCUCUGAUUAAAAAAAUAGUGUAAACAAUUCAAGAUUUGGUUCUGAAGUAGCCUUGUAGUGCUCCAG